AUGAUUCAAGAGAAGAUGAAGGCUUCACAGAGCAGGCAAAAGAGCUAUCAUGAUAAACGAAGGAAGGAUCUGGAGUUCCAAGAAGGUGAUCAUGUUUUUCUAAGAGUCACUCCUGUGACCGGUGUGGGUCGUGCUCUGAAGUCUAAGAAGCUAACUCCUCGCUUCAUUGGACCCUAUCAGAUUACCCAAAAGAUUGGAGUUGUUGCUUACCGUGUGGCACUACCCCCAUCUCUUUCGAAUCUGCUUGAUAUGUUCCAUGUGUCACAACUUCGGAAGUAUAUUCAUGAUCCAUCUCACAUGAUACAAAUGGAUGACGUACAAGUUCGGGAUAAUCUGACGGUUGAAGUUUCACCUAUUCGGAUUGAGGAUAGAGAAGUGAAGCAACUACGCGGUAAAGAAAUUGUUCUUGUGAAGGUUGUUUGGGGAGGACCUGCUGGAGGUAACAUGACUUGGGAUCUGGAGAGUCGGAUGAAGGAAUCCUAUCCUGAGCUAGUUUCGUCAGUGUGUUAG
This is a messenger RNA of Lathyrus oleraceus (garden pea), 510 nucleotides long. RefSeq lists its product as uncharacterized. The coding region runs from base 1 to 510 and encodes 169 amino acids. The record is from RefSeq and is a predicted model, not a curated record. Lineage: Eukaryota; Viridiplantae; Streptophyta; Magnoliopsida; Fabales; Fabaceae. The transcript has 2 exons.